AAAGGGAAAUGGGAAAAGGAGAAGGGAAGGGAAAAGGGAAAAAGGAAAAAAGGGAAAAGGGAAGGGAUCCCUGGGGAGGCCAACAAGGAGAACAGGGAAGCAUCUCCCCUCCCGCCACCCCAAAAUCUGCUCCUGCAUGACCUGGGGAUGCCAUUCCCACACAAAUCCCAUUGGAAUGGCGCUCUUAGGCCGUUAUUCUGGAGCUUCCCUGUUCCCCCCCGUGGACCUCCCCACCCUCCCACCGCUGAGGCUCGGGGACAAUUCAGGCUCCUGUCCCCUGUCCCCUGUCUGAUCCUGGCGCUCCUUCCCCAGCACACGCACUACCCGCAGUUUUCCAGCCGGGAAUUCGCGGGGCGGACGCGGCGCGGGCCCUUCGGGGACGCGCUGGCCGAGUUCGAUGACUCCGUGGGGCAGCUGCUGCAGGCGCUGCGGGACAACGGCCUGGAGAGCUCCACGCUGCUGUUCUUCACCUCCGACAACGGCCCCUCCACGCUGCGCAUGGCCCGCGGGGGCAGCGCCGGCCACCUCAGGUGUGGCAAGGGCACGACCUACGAGGGUGGCAUGAGGGAGCCGGCCGUGGCCUACUGGCCGGGCAGGAUCGCGCCAGGUGUGACCCACGAGCUGGCGAGUGCCCUGGACGUGCUGCCCACCCUGAGUGCCCUGGCUGGCGCUGCCCUGCCCAAGGUGGCCCUGGAUGGAUUCGACCUGAGCCCGCUGCUCUUCGGGGAGGGGAAG
Messenger RNA from Parus major (Great Tit), 735 nucleotides. RefSeq names its product arylsulfatase A-like. The annotation marks the transcript as partial. The record is from RefSeq and is a predicted model, not a curated record. Gene Ontology annotation, molecular function: arylsulfatase activity. NCBI's taxonomy places the organism in Eukaryota, Metazoa, Chordata, Aves, Passeriformes, Paridae. The transcript is spliced from 3 exons.